This is a messenger RNA of Dermacentor andersoni, 4698 nucleotides long. RefSeq names its product lanC-like protein 3. Gene Ontology annotation, biological process: carbohydrate metabolic process; peptide modification. The record is from RefSeq and is a predicted model, not a curated record. Lineage: Eukaryota; Metazoa; Arthropoda; Arachnida; Ixodida; Ixodidae. Gene Ontology annotation, cellular component: plasma membrane.
CACAGGGAGAGGUGUUUGCUUGGGGCUUUAUUGUGCGCCACAUUUUAUGACCUCUAAUGUCAUUUCCUCACAUGGCACAUCGCAUUGUGGCAGAAGUAUUAAACUUGAAUUGGAUUAUGGGGCUGUACCUUCCAAAACCACACUCGGAUUAUGAGACAAGCCGUAGCGGCGGACUCCGGAUUAAUUUUGACAACGUGAUGUUCUUUAACGUGUACCAAAAUCUAUGUGCACGUGCGUUAUUAUUUCGCCCCCGUCGAAAAAAUUUCGCCUUAAUAAGGCUUUUGCCUUAAAAGUCGUCUCGCAUAUUAUGCCUCACCCGAUGGGCAACUCCUUCACGUGUUUUCUUUUUCUGUCUUUUUUUUUUUAACAAGUAGUAACCGUAACGUUUGUUUCUGCCGCUCUGUUUAUUUCUCUAUGUGGAUGACGUGGUCCAGCGACGCAGCCUGCGUGAAGCCCAGCAGUAGUUGUAUGGCCAAUUGGCUUUAGUGACGAAUCAUAACUAUCAGAAUAGUCAGCAAAUUAGGCAUUUAGUGCUUCUGCAGAGUGUGAGAAGCUGCUCGUACAGCUUCACUGUCUUCAGAUUAGCGCACAUCUGCCAAUGAAUUUCGGUUACGCAUACGUUCCCUGACUGUUCUUUCGCCCAGCUUACGAAACGUGCAACGGUGCACCCAAAACGCGCUCGCUUCGCGCGCUACUCCGAGGUUCAGUUUCGAAUUGUCGGCCAAUCGAUUGCGGCGGAGCUCGCACACCACUCCGAGCCAAGUCAUUCCGAAGCGCUUGGUGGUGCGUCGAGCGACAGACAGCAGCGGCGCGUCUCGGAGCGCGCUCGGCGUUCUCGCCUGACGUCGGGACCAUCGAGUCGCGCGUUGCAGCUCGCGCAGGUUGAGACGGCACACCGCCAGCCAAGGAGCUCGCUCACAAUCGACGAGCCGCCGCUGCGACAGCAAACGAACGAGAGCUGUGGCCGUCGCCGGUCUGCCUGUGAACUUCGGCGUUCACGGACUCCUUGCGCGGGUCUAUCGUGCCGCGGCAGUAGCGGGCAGCCGGCGCCGUCGGCCGUGUGCCGUCGCAGGCCUGGGUAACCUCCUGACGAGCGUCCGCUGGCAGAGCGACGACGGCCGUCGUAGCGGCGACGACGAGGCCAUGUCGUCGUCGUCGACCAAGCCGAAGCGCUACUUUGUCAACACGCUGCCCGACUACGACGGAGCACCGAUCCCGCUCGAGCGGGAACUGUGGGUCGAGCGCUGCCGCGACACGGUGCAGCGCGUAUUCACGCACCAGGGCACGGGGUUCGAUGACUGCGACGGCGGCCUAUACGUCGGAGUCGCCGGCGUCGCCUUCAUGGCGCACCGCGUGGCGCAGAGCCCGCACUUUGCGGGCGACCGCGCGCGCCUGCUGACCAAAGCGCAGACCUACCUGGGCCACGCACUCAGCUACUGCGACCAGCCACAGGUGCGCGCAGACCGCGCCAUGCAGUCGGCUUUCCUGCUGGGCAGCGCCGGCGUCUGGGCGCUCGCCGCCGUGGUCGCCAACGAAGUGGGACGCAACGACGACUGCGACAACUUCUUGGCGAGGUAUGCAGCCGUAGCUGACAUCUGCGUGCCAGUCAAGUUCCUGGACUGUGGCAGCGACGAGAUGUUCGUCGGACGAGCUGGUUACCUGACGGGACUGCUCUACCUACGCUCCAGACUCGGACGAGAGGAACCAUCAGCAGGAAAACACCGCUCCAGAACACUGGUGGAGGCCACCACCGAAAGCUUAACAAGACAACCUUACGGGAACAGCCGCCAGAGCCCUUCCCCAACAGCCUCCAACGGAACAGCAGGCACCAAAAAUAAGAGAACAACGGUUCGAAGCCUGCCAACAGAGAACAGUGAAAGCCUGAAAAGUCUGAAGGUGCUGCCUGAUGAGAAGAUUGCGCUGCUGCUCCAUUCCGUGGUGCAGUCCGGCAGGGAGUACGCCAAGAAACACCGCAGCCCUUGCCCGCUCAUGUAUGCCUACUACGACGUGGAGUAUUUGGGUGCAGCACAUGGCCUGUCAUCGAUACUGAUGACGCUGCUGCACUUUCCAUGGUUUGUUGCGGGUGACCAGACGGUGGAGCGCGACAUCCGAGCCUCGGUCGACUUCCUGCUGCACGUGCAGACACCACGCGGCAACUUUCCGUGCGACUUAGAGGACGUCACUAAGCCGCGUCGUUCCCAGGACGAACUCAUACACUGGUGCCACGGUGCCCCAGGUGUGAUGCAACUAAUGGCCAAGGCAUACCUGACGUGGCAAGACCCACGCUACCUGGAGUCGUGCCUGCGUUCGGGCCAGAUGAUCUGGGAGCGCGGCCUCCUACGCAAGGGCCCAGGCAUCUGCCACGGCAUUGGCGGCAGUGGCUAUGCCUUCCUGCUGCUCUACCGACUCACAACCGAGCUGCGCUGGCUUCACCGGGCGCGCCAGUUUGCCGAGUUUAUGUUCACUGACGAGUUCAAGCAGGCGCGCACGCCAGACUGCCCUUACAGCCUCUUCGAAGGGCUCGCCGGAACAGCAUGCUUCCUGGCCGAUCUGCUGGAACCACGCAGCGCCACUUUUCCACUGAUCGACCCGUUCUAAGGAGCACUUGGCCGAUGUAUUUUGCAAGGCCAUGCCGAGGGUGUAUCCACACCGUCGUCUGAUGGUUGAUUAGUGGGUGCAGAAGGGCAGCAUAGGGUAAGGGAAGUCAGAAUGGGGAUUGCCAACAAGCACAGGGUGAUAGGAAGGCACUGAGAAGCAAGCACGGGACGCAAGAAAAAGGGGGCAGCCCGACAACUAAAGCGAACUGAGCAAUUGGGUUAGUCAGCAAAUAUGACUGCCGUAGCAACAUGAAGGAUCAACCAGGACACGUAAGGGAAAGAAUCAUAAGUGUAGCUUAGCAUUCUUUUGAAAGGUAGAAGAAAGAAUGUAAUGCACAAGAAAAGAAACAGGAUACACGGGAGUCCGACUAACGUGUUAUGUCUCUUUCACUUGGUUAGAGGAAUCUUAGGCACGCCAUACACAAACUUUCUCAACAUAUGUUUUUUGAGAUUAGUGUAGUGUCGCUAUUGACUCGACGUAGCUCUAAGCCGGCAGUGUUGGCUGUUUUGGAGUAAACAACGCACUUUCGUUGUAAUCACUGCACUCUGACGGGCUACAACAGUGUGUGCAGAGCCCUGCCUUCUCGUUUGCUUAUAGAAAUUGACUUUAAUCAUAGCUGUGCUAGAUUUGAAGGGAGCCAAAUGCUGGUCUUCACAUUUUGUCUAUCUACUCAUUUGAAAUGAGAUGCUAAUAAGUAGGGCCACUUUGUUGAUUAUCCAGAUAGUAUUGCUGCUCACCAAAAUGGCAGUGAUAACGUUUUAUUGCUGGUAGUUCUCCUUAACUGUAGUACUUUCGCGUUGCCUUCAUGUGACACUUUUAGAAUUGUUACAGCAAACCAUGCAGUUCUGCGAGGUUGUCGAGCGUGCUAGGAGAAUGCACAGAUUAUAGGAAACUGCACCUUACGCGCUAUUGCAAUCAUGUUGAGAACGGAAAAAAAAAAAAAAGAAUGAAAAGCAAUUUUUUGCAGCACUUAGUGUGGUUUGUUAAACUUUCAGCUCAUUUUCAAUUGCAACUCCUGACUUUUUGUUCCUAAUAAGCACAACUCGAAUAACUUGAAUAGUUGGCUCUAUUUCAGCAACAUGAAGCCACAGAGUUUGUCUUCAAAUGUAAGCAUAUGAGAGUGAGUCGUGAAGUUGUCACUCCAAGUAAAACAAUCCCUAUAAACACAGGGUGUUACGCAUUUAGCAGAAUAUAUCCUCAUUUGAUGCCCCAAGUGCAUUGUUCUUGAAAGUAAUGGACAUCUUGCAUAAGCACAGUUGUUUUAUGGGCCACUCUAUUCUACAACGGAGAACAAGAACUUAUUGCAUACUCAGUUUCUUUAAAUAGAUGUUAGUUGGCACAGUUAGUGCUUUGUAUUGGUUGCAGUUGAUAUAGUGUACUGAUUUAUUACUGAUUACCAACAUAGUGGGCGUAUUUCAGCUUUUUAACAAAGCAUUGAAACGUCAUCCCUCUCACUGUUUGCACUGAACUAAGCCUUCCUUUUUCAUGUCGUUUUCAAUUCUUUUGCAGAAUAUGUGGCAUGUGCAAGCGCUAGUUCCAACUAAUCUUUAAUACAUUGGACUAUGUAAUGUAUAGUUAUUUAUAGAUAGUGACGUUAUAAGGAAGCCAAACGAAAACUGUCACUAAAUGCAAAAAACAGAUGGCAACCCCUUGCUAACAAAAAUAGAAGUGCCAACAUACUGAACAAACAGUGCAGACAGGAAGACUACACAAAGAUGACAACACAGACGCUGGCUAUCAACUGGUGGUUUUUAUUUUAGGAACAGCCACCAGUUCAGAGUCCAUGCCCGCGUUUUUGUCUUCCUGUGGUCCUGUUGUCUGCACUGUUCGUUUAUUAUGCUGACAUUCAACAAACUAGUCCAGCUUAUCACUCUUGUACGAUAAAAGCAAAGCCAUGUGUUGCUGUGUACUGUAUUUUGACCUCUCAUAAUUAUUUCUAAACAAAGCUUGAAGAUAGUGUUUGUAUGUGCUUUUUUUUUAACUGUUUCUUGUGGUUUUGUUACACACUCGCAGUUAAAGAAAAAACAGACAAGCUGGUCCAUUCUUGUACGCUGCAAAUCACAAAGUGUAUAAAGCAAUGACACGCCUUUCUGUAGUGCA